Molecule: messenger RNA, 780 nt
Organism: Aspergillus fischeri NRRL 181
Lineage: Eukaryota; Fungi; Ascomycota; Eurotiomycetes; Eurotiales; Aspergillaceae
Exons: 2
Coding region: 1-780 (259 amino acids)
Source: RefSeq, a predicted model, not a curated record
AUGCUGUCUCGCGCCAGAAUCAUUUUCCGCAAGCUCCGUGGUAGUGGCAGCAGCCGUGGCAGCGAGCCCGCGCCAUCAGCGCCGGCCGCGACAGCAGAGAGUGAAACUGACGACCCACCCCCUCGCGCCCUCCAUAUCAGCGACUGGAGGCGGUCAGCCACCGAGCAACGCUACCAUCGCGGUCAGCAGCACAUGGAAAUUAUUGUCGUGAAUGCCAAAGGCGCAGCCGAUGGCACUCGUCUUUACGAACUACUGGGGAGAGAGAAGGAUUUUUGGCCCGAGUUCGACGUUACAUUGGACGACUCUGGCACAGAUUUCGUUUGUAAUGGUUACCUCUACAAUGUCCACUUCACCUCGGCCAGCGGUCUGGCGCGUUAUUCAGCGAUGCUCUCGCUCUAUCAGCAUAUCCCCCUCAUCUUCACAUAUGAUGCUUCAUCAAGGGAAUCAUGGGACGAAAUGGUCACCGCGUAUGAGAGCAUGCGCAGCCGCUGCAAAGAUGGGAUCCACCCCUUUCUUGCGAUAAUGAUUGCCGCUAUGGGUGAAGGUGACGGUCAAUUCCCUGUGUCGCAUGCAGAAGCCGAGGCGUUUGCAGCCCAGCGGGACUGUCUAUUUGUCAAGGGCUCACCCACAACUGGGCGCGGCCUUUGCGAUGCAGUCUGCUCACUAGUUGAGCUGGCGUACGGCGCUCGUGAUCAAUAUACUACGGAUCAGAAGGAUUCUCCCCAGAGGUUAAAGAGGGCGAACGCAAUUGCGGCAUUAUUCCCACCUAGGGAUGCCUAG